This is a messenger RNA of Macadamia integrifolia, 2087 nucleotides long. RefSeq names its product rust resistance kinase Lr10-like. The coding region runs from base 45 to 1976 and encodes 643 amino acids. Gene Ontology annotation, molecular function: protein kinase activity; ATP binding; polysaccharide binding. The transcript is spliced from 3 exons. The record is from RefSeq and is a predicted model, not a curated record. NCBI's taxonomy places the organism in Eukaryota, Viridiplantae, Streptophyta, Magnoliopsida, Proteales, Proteaceae. Gene Ontology annotation, biological process: protein phosphorylation.
UAAGUCAGUUUCCCAGCAAUCCGCAGAUGAGCUAGAGCUAACCUAUGCAGACUUCUGUGGUAUUCGCCUCCUUCCUCUUCCUCUUCUUCACCAUAGCCAUCUCAUCUUCAAAUCAUGCUGCAACCCAAAAUGACUGUAUGUUACCAUCAAAUAGGUGCAGAGAUGAUGGUCCUGACAUUCGAUUUCCUUUCUGGAUAAAGGGCCGGCAGCCCGAGCACUGCGGCUAUCCCGGCUUCGCGGUAUCUUGCACAGCCACGAGCGAAACUGUGUUGGAGCUGCCAUUUUCGGGUUCGUUCUUUAUAGGGAACAUUAACUAUGCAUCACAGACAGUGAGUCUAUAUGACCCAGAUGGCUGCCUUCCUCAAAAGCUUCUUCAUCUCAAUUUAUCUGCCUCUCCCUUUCUUAAUAAGGUAUCUAAUCAACAAGCUUAUUAUGCUGAGGGUACUCAGGAACGUGUGAUCAGUUUCGUCAAUUGUUCACCAACAGAACCGGAACGGGAUAUUAAUGGCGAUGGGCAGCUGAUUUCCUGCCUUGGCGUCUCUGCAGGGCACCAAGUUUAUGCCUUCUUCUCAGAUCUAUCUCUAUCAUAUCUACCCUUGUCUUUUUGUGAAAAAAUUAAGACCAUCUCUUAUCUAAAGCCAAUGGAUCCGGUCUGGUUCUAUGAAUUGUUUGUCCCAGAUUCUAAUCUCCUACUGAGUUGGUCCCAGCCAUGGUGUGGAAGUUGUGAAGCAGAGGGAAGAUAUUGCAGAUUGAAGAACAACACCAACAGAAGUGGACCUGAAAGUACUGAAUGCUAUAGCCUCCCCAAAUCUCCUUCAUCACUAGCCUUAGAUGCAUCUGCGAAGAAAGUUCUUACAGGCGUAACCACAGGCUUCUUUCUUCUUGUUGUGGCAAUAAUGGUGUCCUUCAAACGCUACCGUGACUACAAAUCAGAUAAAAUUGAAAAAGAGAACCAAGUAAGAAUUCUAAAGUUCUUAGAUGACUACAAAACCCUCAAGCCCUCAAGGUACACAUUUGCUGACAUUAAGAGGAUUACAAAUCAAUUUAAGGAAAAGUUGGGAGAAGGCGGUUAUGGUAGUGUGUACAAAGGAAAGCUUUCCAAUGAAAUUCUAGUUGCUGUUAAGGUCUUUAACAAUUCCACUGGAGAUGGAGAGGACUUUAUUAAUGAAGUUGGCACCAUUGGUAGGAUUCAUCACAUAAAUGUGGUGCGUCUAGUUGGUUUCUGUGCAGAUGGAUAUAGACGAGCUCUUGUCUAUGAAUUUUUGCCAAAUGAGUCACUAGAGAAGUUUAUCUUUUCGAGAGAUACCAAGAGACCACACCUUGGUUGGGAGAAACUUCAAGAUAUAGCUACUGGCAUAGCCAAAGGAAUAGAAUACCUUCAUCAAGGAUGUGAACUGCGUAUACUUCACUUUGAUAUUAAACCACAUAAUAUCUUAUUAGAUGAAAACUUCAACCCUAAGGUAUCUGAUUUCGGUCUUGCAAAAUUAUUUUCUAAGGACGAGAGUGCCAUUUCCAUGACUGCAGCAAGAGGGACAAUAGGAUAUAUUGCCCCUGAAGUGUUUUCUAGGAACUUUGGUCAUGUUUCUCAUAAAUCAGAUGUUUAUAGUUUUGGAAUAAUGUUACUUGAAAUGGUUGGUGGUAGAAAGAACAUUGACAGCACUGUCGAGAACACUAGCCAAGUUUACUUUUCCCAAUGGAUCUAUAAUCAUCUGAGUCAUGGGAAAGAAUUGGAAAUCAGGAUAGAUGAAGAUGGAGAUGCUGGCAUUGCUAAGAAGCUCACAAUUGUCGCACUUUGGUGUAUUCAGUGGUACCCAGUUGAUCGCCCUUCAAUGAAAGUAGUGGUUCAGAUGUUGGAAGCAGACAUAGAGAGCUUGAUCAUGCCACCUAAUCCUUUCGACUCUACAAUGUGUUUAGAUACUAAUGUUGCAAAUAGUGGAAGACCCCUCUGCACGAAGUUACCGAUCAUCUCUGAAUAAGGGUGUGCACAAUAUGUUGUUGUUGUCUUCUUUAUUGAUAUAGUUGAUUAGCAUUGAUAAACUUCUACCCAUCACUCAUUUCAGCCAUUGUGUUUCAGGAGCCUGUUUUUU